This is a messenger RNA of Guillardia theta CCMP2712, 495 nucleotides long. RefSeq lists its product as hypothetical. Gene Ontology annotation, molecular function: monooxygenase activity; heme binding; oxidoreductase activity, acting on paired donors, with incorporation or reduction of molecular oxygen. The transcript has a single exon. NCBI's taxonomy places the organism in Eukaryota, Cryptophyceae, Pyrenomonadales, Geminigeraceae. The record is from RefSeq and is a predicted model, not a curated record. The annotation marks the transcript as partial.
GACAUUGUCACCUUCAUGGUCGCCGGGCAUGACACGUCAGCGUACACUCUCUCCUGGAUCCUCUACGAGCUCAGCGCAAACCUUGACGUCCAGAGUAAACUCCGCAAAGAUCUGGAGCUCCACGGGCCCGACUCCAAGUACCUCGGCUACGUCAUCCAGGAGGGAAUGCGUUUAUGGCCUGUGGCAGCACAGGGGUCAAUCCGCCAACUCCAGCACGAUGUAGAGCUUGAGGAUGGUAAGAUCAUUCCAAGGGGGGAGACGUGCCUAGUGCCGUUCUUCGCGAUUUUCAGGUCUGCAUGGAUCGACCGAGCAGACGAGUUCAUCCCCGAGAGGUGGAGCGAGGAAGGGUCGCAAAGGAAGAAGCUGGAGGAGGCGGUGUUUCCCUUCUCCGUGGGCUCUAGGAACUGUGUUGGGCAGCGGCUAGCUUCCAUGCAGAUCAGGAAAAUCCUUCAUCAGCUCAUUCUGCGGUACGAGUUCGUGCUUGGCAAGAGGCCU